UGGGUAAAUUUGCCUACUAAAACAAUUGAAAAAAAAUCAGAUCACCUUGCUACUAUUUUUGACACAUUACAAAAAGCAAAUUUAAAAAUCAACAUAGACAAAUGUCAAUUCUUUUUAUCUGAAAUCAAAUUCCUGGAUCAUGUUAUUUCUGACAAAGAUUAA
This is a messenger RNA of Dentiscutata erythropus, 162 nucleotides long. The record is from the annotation of a GenBank genome assembly. NCBI's taxonomy places the organism in Eukaryota, Fungi, Glomeromycota, Glomeromycetes, Diversisporales, Gigasporaceae.